AUGGUGUCUACCGGCGUGGCCAUGGCUGGAGGGGCCGCUGCCGGUGGUGGCCUGGCCUUUCUCCUUUGUACUUCCAAGUGCCCGGGAGGUGUCAAAGGUGCACUCUCCGGCAUGAUCGGAGCCAUGAAUCCUUUCAGCAUGCUCAUGAAGAAGGAUGAGAAAGAUGCACUGGAGGAGGAAGAAGAGGAAGACAGUAUGAAGAAAAUGGAGAAGCAGGUGGAUACCAUCGAGAAAGAGUUGUGCAAUAUGAACUGCAAGAUGGCAGGCUUGCUUGGAGGUGCCGCAGGCGCCGCUGCAGGCAACGUGGUGGCCAAGCAAGUGAACAAGCAAGAAGCCGAGGGCGGCGGUCUCCUCGGAGGAGGAGGGGGAGGUGGCUUCAAGCUUCAGAUGCUAGACGAGUGGAAUACUCCACAGUUCUUCGUUUUGACGAAGCAGAUCGACAACCUGCAGAGGGAUCUCCGGAGAUUGGAGCCUCAGAGAUGCGAGGCAAAGGCCGCGCAAAGCCAGAAUCAGCACACAGAGACGAGAAGAUCGCACGCAAAAUUCGACUUCUUCUAA
Symbiodinium sp. CCMP2592 is the source of this 558-nucleotide messenger RNA. Lineage: Eukaryota; Dinophyceae; Suessiales; Symbiodiniaceae. The record is from the annotation of a GenBank genome assembly.